CAACCCUGGCAAUGUGUUCCACACACCUGCUACUGUGUGUGUGUGUGUGUGUGUGUGUGUAAGUAAAAUAAAUCUACCUUGGUAUCCUGCCUAUUACACUCUCCUCCAAAAUCUUAAAACCUUAAAAUCGAGCCUGAGAGUAUUAACCAUUUCUGUGAUCCACUAUCAAUGCCUCUUAUCAACAUAUACACCAUCAGCAACUCUCAUCCUCUGCUUAAAAAGAAGCAUCUCUAAAACCGUCACAGCCUUUCUAUAAUGACGUGACCAGAAGUGAACAUGAUACUACCAAGAACUGUUUAACUGGAGUUUUAAAAAGCUGAACUCAGUCCCGCAACUAAUGCUUUUUUAACCACGCUAUCUUGUGUGCAACUUUGAGGGUUUUAAGGACAUGAACCCCUAGAUCCCUCUGUUCUUCCACAAAUGUUAAGAACCCUGCCAUUAACCCUGUGCUCUGCCUUCAAGUUCAACUUUCCAAAAUGUAACAGUUCACGCUUUUUGGGAUGGAACUCCACUGCCACUUCUCAGCCCAGCUCUGCAUCCUAUCAAUGUUCCAUUUUAACCUAUGGCUAUCUUCUGCACUAUCCACAACAUGACCAGUCUUCGUGAAAACUUACUAACCUACCCCUUCACCUCCUUGUCCAAGUCAUUUACUGUAUAAAAUCACAAAGAUCAGGGCUUCCAGAACAGAUGCCUGUGGACACCACAGGUUAUUGACCUCCAGGCAGAAUGUGCUCUAUCUACCACCCUCUGCCUUUGUGGGCAAGACAAUUCGGAAUCCACACAACCAAGUUUCCCUGGAUCCCAUGCCUCCUAACUUUCUGAACGAGCCUACCAUAAGGAACGUUGUUGAGUGACUGGCUUAAAUCCAUAUACACCACAUGCACUGCUCUAUCUUCAUCACUUUUGUUUGUAGUCUCUAAAAACUCUCUCUGGCUCUUGAGGCAUGAAUUGCUCCUCAUAGAGCCAUGCUGAUUAUCCUCAAUAAGAUGAUGAUUCUCCAAAUGCUCAUAAAUCCUGUUCCUAAGGAUUCUCCCCAUUAUUGUGCCCACCUCCGACAUAAGAUUCACUGGUCUAUAAAUCCCAGGAUUAUCCCCAUUACUUUUAUUGUACAAAUGAAUAACUCCAACUUCUACUACUACAGGAUACUAUUCCUGUGGCCAGUGAAGACACAAAGAUCAUCACCAAAGGCACAGAAUUCUCUUUGCUCACUUCCCGUAGUAGCUUGGGAUAUAUCCCAUCCAGCCCCAGGGACUUAUCUAUCCUCAUGUUUUUCAAAAAUUCCAGCACUUUCUUCCAGCAUAUUAUCUUUUACAACACCUGCAGUAGCAAGGGCACAACAGAGGGAUUAGGUUUUUCUCACCUACCUGCUUAAUGUUCUGAUACUCUGGACAGGUAACUUGAAUUUGUGAUUAUGCCCGUGGAUCACUUUGACCCACAAUCUGGGCUCUUGGGAUUUAUGACUUGCCCAAGUUCUAGCUUGAAAGAAUGUACACUCUGGCAGAAUGUACAUUAUUUAAUUCAGCACCAAGUCGUGAUGAUGAAAAGUACCUUUGUGUUUAGAUUUCUAGUCGGGCAACACAAAGUAGCCCUUGGCCUGUAUUGAAAGAUAUAUCAGGGAGCUCAAGAUGAGCCAACACUGUAAUUACUAUGUACCUGAGUUCAGACUAGAAUGCAAAGAACUUGCUGAGGCUUUGUGUCAUAGUAUAGAAGCAGCCCCUCAGCCUGAAGUGACCAUCAAGCACACAUUCACACUUAGUCCAUUUUGUUCUAUCCAACUCUCCCAGAUUCUACCACUCACACUAGUAGGCACCUGUUCAGGCACAGGCCUGGGCAGGGUUGUAUGGGAGACCGGCAGUUGCCCAAGCUGCAAGUUCCCCUCUCCACGCCACCGAUGUUGUCCAAGGGAAGUGACCUUCAGAUCACUAGACUGAUGCCUUAUCCACUAGGCCACGCGCCAACACACUAGGGGUAAUUUAUAAACCUGAAGCCCUUUAGGAUGCAGGAAGAAAUUGGAGUGGUGAUGGAAAUGUUCAAACUUCGUGCAGGUGGCACUGAAGUAGAAUUGAAUUUGAAGUAGAAUUGAACCCAGAUCACUGGGUUCAACUGAAGUAACAGUACUAGCUGGAAUUCCAAAACACUUUUUAGCAUUUGUAUGUUGGUGUGUGGCCAAAUGGUCUGAAGGUCACUAGUUUGAGCCUCAGCUAAGGCAGUGUGUUGUGACCUUGAGCAAGGCACUUAACCACACAUUGCUCUGCGAUGACACGGGUGCCCAGCUAUAUCGGCCCUUGCCCUUCCCUUGCACAACAUCGUAUCAUUUAUAAACUCUGUUUUUAUACUUGAGAUUUUUGCUACCGCCACAUCAAUUGAUUGAAGACUCAGAUACAACUGUGUGCUUCCAAUUGGAGGUGCGCGUUUACUGCUGAAAGGAACGAACGCGGCCACAGGCCCAAACAAAACAAAACUAUACAGAUGUGUAUUGUACAGCCAUAACACAAAAGGUUCUGUAUUGACACUGGAAAUCCAGCCCAGCUGAAGGGUCUUGGCCCGAAAUGUUAACUAUUUACUAUCCGCACCUCAGCCUGACCUGCUGAAUCCCCCCAGUAUUUUGUGCAUGUCGCCAUUUCUCCCGCACCGGAGUAACACUAUUACAUCCAGCUGUUUGCUGCAAGUGAGAUUCAUUGAAGCUCUGCCCGCUCCCCACUCACCCCGUGUGGUCAAGCUCCUGCAGCCCUGCGCUGCUUUGUGAGGGCAGUGAAUUGGUGUUACUGAAGGUGGCGAAGGGCAGGGCGCGGUGCGACCGGAGGCGGAACGGGCACCGAGCGAUUGACUGCGACGUGCGACGGGCAGAUCGUUGCCGGCAGGUGUUGCCACGGCUCGGCGGGCAUGGCUGACAACGUGGCAGGAGCAGUUCAUUUGAACCCAGCCAUUGAGCCUCUCUCUUGGAUGUUGGGUACCUGGAUUUCUGACCCUCCUGGGGAAGGUUGCUAUCCAACUAUCAAACCUUUCAAGUACAUGGAGGAAGUCCAAAUCACGCACGUUGGUCAACCCAUGCUAAAUAUUUCAUUUAAUGGUUUCAAUCCUGAAACUAGGAAGCCAAUGCACAAGGAGUGUGGCUUUAUCAGAAUCAAGCCUGGCACCAACAAAGUGGCAUUUAUCAGCGCACAAAACACAGGUAUUGUGGAGAUUGAAGAAGGAGAGGUGAAGGAUCAUGAGUUGACAUUGUCCUCGCAUUCUGUGGCUCGAAUGUCCUUUGCAAAGGAGCCACAUGUCCAGCAAAUUUCACGGACAUUCAGACUCACAAAGGAGGGGAAAUUGGAGCAAACUGUUUUCAUGGCAACUGAUAAACAACCUCUGUUGCAGCAUCUGCAUGUAACCUAUACACACAGUUCCUAACAAGGUGUAUGUAAUGUAAGAUGUUAAUGAGGUACAAAUGCUUUCCAUUUACAGUGUAGCCUCAUUAUGUUGGAAUUUUACACAUGGGCAUUUAGAAUUGAUUGUUUGACCACAGGAAUGGAAUUUACUAUCUGUUGUGUUCAUUUUACAAAAUAGGGAAUGUCUCCUGAUUUUAUGCCUCAUCCUUAUGAGGGGAUGACCUUUGAAAGAUUGUUGAACAAUUGUAAAAUCUUUCUAUUGAGUUGAUGGCAAGAAGUGGCAAUCAGAGAAACUUGUGUGAUGUUUUUGCCUCAUCUUCCCAGACAAAUAAUAUUUUAUGUACUGUUCACUAGUUAAAAAUCAGGUGAUCAAUAGAUAACUUGGUAUCAGGCAAUCUUGUACUGCUAGGUUACAUCUGUCACAUUGAAGCUCUCUUUUAAUUGACGUUCAUUCUGGGCUUUUUUGUGGGUCUCGCUCCAGGUCACACACAAGGUCUCAAAAUGAGGAACUGGUAUUGCACUCAUCUACUCAAUACAUAAUUAUGCUUCACAAAUAGAUUCCACUACUCCCAAGCAUGUAAUCUAGAUGGACUCCAUUGCUGGCAAUAACAGAAACUACCUUAGCCCCAUCAGGUGAAAGGAUGAAGUUGCUUCUCAUCUCAGUGCUAAAUGGUUAUCCUCUUGUUUUGAGGCUGUGUCCUCUAGCUUUAGAUGCCCCAGUCAGAGGAAGCUGCACCUUUCAUCCACUGUGUGAAGUCCAAUAUGAUUGUUUUGUAUGUUUUAAUGAAAUCGUCUCUCAUUUCUAAACUCUGGAGAAUACAGGAUCACCGCGUAAUAUUCCUUCAUGGGGCAAUUUUCCUGUUCCUGACACCCUAGUCUCAGCCAUUCCUGGGAUCAAUCUGGUGACCUUGUUUGGCCUCCUCUGCCAUUAUUAUAUCCACCCUUUGGGAGAUCAAACCUAUGCACAAUAGUCCAAGUGCAGUUUCAACAGGGCCUGAUAUGGAGCUGAUCCUUUGAGGACAUCACCUCAUUAAUGUAUCAAUCAUUACAAAGCUUGAAAAUUACUAAUGAGAGAUAAGGCCAUAUUAGGCACCUCAGUAAGUUUCUUUAUAAUCCAUAGGAUGUUUAUUAUGUUGUUAAGAUAACGUUACCAAUGUAAUGUAUGUUCAGGGUCUAGUGAUAAAGUGCCUUUUUCUUCAAUUGACUCAUUCCCUGGGGGAAGAUGCUGCCAUGGUGAUGCAAGCUUGACACCGAAGACUGGUUUGCAAGUGAAAAAAAUCAUGAAUAGGUUUAACAUAAGUGGGAACAAUUCUGAGCUAGAGAAUCCUUACUGGAACUUGGAGUGGUCAGCACAAGUAACAAUUCAUACUUUCUUGUGUAAAUAAAUAUCUACAAACUAUUGUCUCUAGAAUGUUGUAAUGUAAUAACAUGAUUCAAAUAAUGCAGCACAGUAGUACAACCCCAGUGACCUUGAUUCAAUUCUACCACUGUCUGUAAAGUGCUUGUACAUUCUCCCUGUGACCGCUGGGGUUAGUAGGUCAAUUAAUCACAUGAGUGUAAUUGGCAAACUUGCAUGUGGGUAAGCUGAUUUAGAAAACCAAGAUCUCUAUGCAUACAAGUUACUAAAAGCCAGUGUAAAUGUACAAAAAGUAAUGAAGCAAGCUUAUGAAAUGUUGGCUUUCUCUUCAAGGGUAAAAUUCAAAAACUGAAAAUGCUGGAAAUAUUCAGUGGAUUAGGCAACUCUUGUGGAGGGAGAAAUAGAGUUAACAUUUCACUUUCAUGUUUAUCAAGUGUGUAUUAAGUUGUAGUGAUGGGAGGGAGUGGUGAAGGGGGAAAGGUAAGUUUGCAACUUAAACUAUGUUUGACUUUCACUUUUAGCUGUUCUGAUAAAAUGUGGCAAACCUGAACAUUAAUUUUGUUCCCCUCUCCAUGGAUGCUGCCUGACCUGCUGUGUAUUUUCUGUUUAGUUUCUAUUCCAGCAUUCUGACAUUUGCAUUUUUUUUUGUUUUUGAAAAGAUUGUUACCUUGAUCACACCUUAUCAAUGUUUGGCAGAUUUGAGUAACUGAUGCCAUGGUUAAAAGGUUUACAUUUAUUAAACUGGGCUGCAUUACUUUUGUCUUGUGAGUUUAGAAAUUUUUAAGGUAAUAAUUUUAAAUACCUUAAAAUUAAGGGAUUAGAUGGGAUAGGUAGAAAGAAUAGUAGGGAAAUUCUCAGUGAAUGGAAAUAUUUUUCUGCAUGCUGGAUUUCAGUGCUUCAAAAGGCUAUCAGAGUCAAGGCAGGGGAUUUUGGGUAAGGGUAGUGAAGAGCAGGUAGCAAAGAUGGGUUAGUGAGUAUGUUAUACAGUAAAUCUUCAAUAAUCCAGCACACUUUGGACUUUGGUGCUGGACUGGCAAAAUUUCUGGACUAUAGCAUUUAACUGGAAUGGUCAUUACCUCUCAACCAUCAAGCUCUUGAACCAAAGGGGAUAACUUCAGUCAAUUUCACUUGCCGCAUCAUUGAAAUGUUCCCACAACCUACGGACUCACUUUUAGUGACGCUUCAUCUCAUGUUCUCAAUAUCUAUUGUUUAUUUAUUUACAAUUAUUUCUUUCUUUCUUAGAUUUGCAGUUGUUUGUCUUUUGCACACUGGUUGAAUACCCAAGUUACUACAGUCUUUCUUUGAUUCUGUUAUAGUUAUUAUUCUAUUAUGGAUUUAUUGAGUAUGCCUACAAGAAAAUGGAUCUCAGGGUUGUAUAUGGUAACAUGUAUUUUGACAAUAAAUUUACUUUGAAUUUAAUA
This is a messenger RNA of Hypanus sabinus (Atlantic stingray), 6149 nucleotides long. RefSeq names its product THAP domain containing 4 (gene thap4). The record is from RefSeq and is a predicted model, not a curated record. The coding region runs from base 2884 to 3393 and encodes 169 amino acids. NCBI's taxonomy places the organism in Eukaryota, Metazoa, Chordata, Chondrichthyes, Myliobatiformes, Dasyatidae. The transcript has 5 exons.